Choloepus didactylus (southern two-toed sloth) is the source of this 942-nucleotide messenger RNA. Its product is annotated as olfactory receptor 51G2-like. Gene Ontology annotation, biological process: G protein-coupled receptor signaling pathway. The record is from RefSeq and is a predicted model, not a curated record. Gene Ontology annotation, cellular component: membrane. The transcript has a single exon. Gene Ontology annotation, molecular function: G protein-coupled receptor activity; olfactory receptor activity. The coding region runs from base 1 to 942 and encodes 313 amino acids. Lineage: Eukaryota; Metazoa; Chordata; Mammalia; Pilosa; Megalonychidae.
AUGUCUGUCUUCAAUAGCUCUGUCUUACACCCCCACUUCCUCCUAACAGGCCUCUCAGGCCUUGAAAACACAUAUGGCUUGAUUUCCCUCCCUAUCUUCUUGGUUUACACCAUCUCAAUUGCAGGCAACAUUACCAUCCUCUUUACCAUCAGAACUGAGCCUUCCCUUCAUCAACCAAUGUACUACUUUUUGUCAAUGCUGGCACUCACCGAUCUGGGCCUAUCAACUACUACCUUUCCGACCAUGUUCAGUGUCUUCUGGUUCCAUGCCCGUGAGAUCACGUUCAAUGCCUGUCUGGUCCAAAUGUACUUCAUCCACUUUUUCUCCAUUAUUGAGUCAGCUGUGCUUUUGGCCAUGGCCUUUGAUCGUUUUGUUGCAAUCCGUGAGCCCUUGCACUAUGCUGCCAUUCUAACAAAUCGUGUAAUCAUUGGGAUUGGGUUGGCAAUUGCUGGAAGGGCCCUGGCUCUGGUCUUUCCAGGUCCCUUCCUCCUCAAAAAGCUUCAAUAUCAUGCUGUCAAUAUUCUCUCCUAUCCCUUCUGCCUCCACCAGGACCUUAUAAAGACAAGUGUAUCCAGCCAUCAAAUCAGCAGCAUCUAUGGCCUCAUGGUGGUCAUCUGCUCCAUGGGACUUGAUUCAGUUCUCCUCCUUCUCUCCUAUCUCCUCAUUCUUGGCACAGUGUUGGGUAUAGCCUCCAAGGCAGAGAGGGUCAAAGCCCUCAAUACCUGCAUCUCCCAUAUCUGUGCUGUACUUACCUUCUAUACACCAAUGAUUGGGCUAUCUAUGAUCCGUCGCUAUGGACAGAAUGCUUCCCCAAUUGUUCAUGUGCUCAUGGCCAAUGUCUACUUGUUGGUCCCACCCCUAAUGAACCCCAUUGUCUAUAGUGUCAAGACCAAGCAGAUUCAUGACAGAAUCCUCAAGAAAUUCAAGAAACAGCAAGUUUAG